Messenger RNA from Phascolarctos cinereus (koala), 2281 nucleotides. RefSeq names its product sterile alpha motif domain containing 14 (gene SAMD14). Gene Ontology annotation, cellular component: postsynaptic density; actin cytoskeleton; cytoplasm. Gene Ontology annotation, molecular function: actin filament binding. Gene Ontology annotation, biological process: actin filament organization; neuron projection development; calcium-mediated signaling. Lineage: Eukaryota; Metazoa; Chordata; Mammalia; Diprotodontia; Phascolarctidae. The record is from RefSeq and is a predicted model, not a curated record.
AGGAAACUGAGGCAACCAGGGUUAAGUGACUUGUGGAGAGGCACACAGCUAAGUGCCUGAGGUUGUGUUUGAACUCAGUCAGGUGUUUCCACUCUAGACCUGGUGCUCUAUCCAUUGUGCCACCUAGUGUCCUUAAUGGGUACAGCACUUUGCAAUUUAUCCCCUUUUCUCUUCCCAAUAGCCCAUGAAGGAGGAAAUAAUACUGAUUCCUUACAUUUCUGUGGUACUUUAAGGUUUACCUUUUGUGUGUGUGUGUGUGUAGUUAUUAUCUCCAUGAGGAAACAGAUUUAGAGAAAUGGAGUGUCUUUUUCACAAGGCUUUUACAUUGGUUAUAGGAGCACAGAUGUAGAACUGGAAAGACACCCCAGAAGUCAGUCCAACUGCCUCAUUUUACAGAUGAGGAAACUGAGGCUCACAGAGCUUUAGAUUGCUGAUUCAUACCAUUGGCUUCCUGGUUUCUUCAUUAAUGGAACUGAAAGCUGGGAUGCCAGAGUCCCUGGCUGGGAAUAGGGCCUGGUGAAACCUUGGGGAGUGCCUCCAGGCCAUGCCAAGAGGGAGGAGAGGACAGAUAGAAAACUCACUGAUGCUACUGGGAUUUCACAGUGCAUGGGGGAUACCUACCUCCUCUUCAUUAUGAGUUUAGCAGAGUAAAAGCCAGGUAGGAAAAAUUAAUUCAAGAGAGGGGAAGUAACUUAUUUGUGGCAAUACACACAAAAGCUCUCCUGCAUCAUGGCUUCCUCAAAGCUCCAAGACACCGAGGAGGUUUUUGACCUGGACUCAGUGAUCCCAGAGACAGUCAGACUGGACAGCAGCCUUCAUAAGGCCCGGGCCCAGUUGCUGGCCAAGGGCAGGCGCCACCGGCCAUCUCGUUCUCGGCUACGGGACAGUGCCAGCUCAGCUGAAGAGGGCGAUGGCCCAGAAGGGCCAGGGGUCAAGGUGACAGAUGGCUGUGGGAGCCCCCUCCACCGGUUGCGCUCGCCGCUUCAUUCGGGCCCGGGGUCUCCCCCCGGGGGGCCCUUCACCUUGGAGCCUCCAGGGUUGCGGCGGAGCCUGGACGAAGACGAACCACCACCCUCACCCCGCACGCGCUACCGGCCCCUACACAAUGCGGCCUCCCACGAGGCUCUCGCUGCUGCCUCCUCGUCGCCCCCACGCUCAGCGCCCAGCUCUGACAGCUCCCCCAGUUUUGUGCGACGGCACCACCGGGCUGAGCCACACAGCGAAGAUGACAGUCGAGAUGCCAGUCCCUCUGAACCGGCCAGUCCUACUACUGGCCUGGACAAGAAAACUCGUCGAAAAUUUUUGGAUUUGGGGGUUACGCUGCGCAGGGCAUCAACAGGUAAAAGCAGGAAGGAGAAAGGGAGCAACCGACUGUCCAUGGGCAGCAGGGAGUCAGUGGAAGGCUCUGGCCGAACAGGUGGUUCCCCAUUCCUGCCCUUCUCCUGGUUCACAGAUAGCAGCAAAGGUUCUGCUUCUUCUGGGAGCACUGCCUCCCCAGCCUGCUCUCCCAAGCAUGAAGGCUUCAGUCCCAAGAAGUCAGCUUCUCAGGAAUCCACCCUGAGUGACGAUGACUCCACACCCCCCAGCAGUAGCCCUAAGAUACUGAGCAGCUCCCGACCAGAUCCCAAGUGCUCCUAUCCUUACCACACACUAUCCCAGUCCUCUGAUGAGUUCCUGGAUGAGCCACUUCCAACUGCCAACCACUGGACUAGUCAACAAGUGGGCCAGUGGCUAGAGAGUCUCAACUUGGAUCAGUACACUGCUGAGUUUGCAGCUAGACAAGUGGAUGGACAGCAGCUGUUGCAACUGGAUGGGGGGAAAUUGAAGAGCCUGGGGCUCAGCAACUCCCAUGACCGGGCACUGGUGAAACGGAAGCUAAAGGAGUUGGUGGCAGCAGCUGAGAAGGAGAGAAAGGCUCAGGAGAAGGCUGAACGGCAGCGAGAGAAACAGAAGCGCAAAGAGGCCGAGGCUCGAAAAAGCUAGAGGCUCCCAGGCUAGGAGCACAGACCAUGCAUGACUCCCUGACUGCUGGGGCAGGGGACCCCUCACACUCUACUUCCCCCAGCCCAGGGCGAGGGAGGAGGAACUACAGGACCUCUGGAAGAAAGGGGGAAUGAAGGAGUGAAAGCUUGGACCAGCCCCAAAGUCUCACCCCUUAGGGGCACACAUUCCCAUCCAGACCCCUCUCAGUACCCCUGUCCAAACCCCAAGAAGGGGCCCCACUGACUAAAAGGGGGUUCUCUGGGGAAGACACAGAAGAAUAAAUCCUAUUUCAAAGACA